Molecule: messenger RNA, 2716 nt
Organism: Trichosurus vulpecula (common brushtail)
Lineage: Eukaryota; Metazoa; Chordata; Mammalia; Diprotodontia; Phalangeridae
Gene: MAP2K5
Product: mitogen-activated protein kinase kinase 5
Exons: 22
Coding region: 838-2184 (448 amino acids)
Biological process (GO): protein phosphorylation
Molecular function (GO): protein kinase activity; ATP binding; protein binding
Source: RefSeq, a predicted model, not a curated record
AAAAUUCCCUCUUCCCUCCCCCCACCCCCACUUCUUCCUCCCUUAUCUCCCCCUCCUCCUCCUCCUAGUCCUGGGGCCGCCGCUGCCUCCGCCGCUGUAGCGGUCUGGAAACGCUCCGAGCUCGGAGCCGGCCACGGGCUGAGCCCACCAAGGGCCUCACACAGGGCUGGGAGGGAGCAGCGGCUCGGCUCGCUCCUCCUAGUCUCGCUUUGGCUUCCUCUUCCUCAAGGGGCACCGAAGCCACUUCCCCUGAGUCGUCCCCCCCUCCUCCCACACCGGGCUGACUCCCAGACCCCCUCAGCGGGGGCCCAGAGCGGGCCUCCCCCCCUCCUCACACGCCCCACCCCCCAACACAGAUAACAGCCAGCACCCCUUCCCUCCUGGUCACCCCACUGCCCCACCUGUCCACACGUCCAAGGUGACCAGGCCCCCUUGCCCUGUCACCCCGACAGGGGCUCCAGGCGGGCUCUUCAGCCUAACCCCUCCCCCUCUAACAACUCCACAUCACUCUGCCAACACCCCCUCCCCCAUCCCCUCUUCCUCCCAACCCCCUCCCCCAUCCUUCUCUCAACGCCUCCCUUCUUUCAUCCUCCUAAUCCCCCACUAUCCUCCCUCCCCUCUCCUCCUUCUUUCUUCCUCCCCCUCCUUCCUCUUCCUCCCUGCCAUCCCUCUCCCUCCAUCCUUCUUCCCCGUUUCCAUCCUUCUCCCUCCCCACCCCCGUACAUUCAUCAUCUUCCCCAUUCUCUAGCUUUUCACCCCAUGUUCCCGCCCCCCAAAGGGGUGGUGAAUGCCUUUCUUCCACCCCCUACCCCAAGGAUGUGAGCCCAGUGGUCGGUAAUGCUGUGGUUGGCCCUUGGCCCCUCUUAUGCCAUGGAGAACCAGGUGCUGGUGAUUCGAAUCAAGAUCCCAGAUGGUGGAGCUGUGGACUGGACAGUGCACUCUGGGCCCCAGUUGCUUUUCCGGGAUGUGCUGGAUGUGAUAGGCCAGGUUUUGCCUGAUGCAACAACUACAGCAUUUGAAUAUGAAGAUGAGGAUGGCGAUCGAAUUACUGUAAGAAGUGAUGAAGAAAUGAAGGCCAUGCUGUCAUAUUAUUAUUCCACAGUAAUGGAACAGCAAGUAAAUGGACAGUUAAUAGAGCCUCUGCAGAUAUUUCCAAGAGCCUGCAAGCCUCCUGGGAAACGGAACAUACAUGGCCUGAAGGUGAAUACACGGGCCGGGCCCUCUCAUCAUAGCAGCCCAGCAGUUUCAGAUUCACUUCCAAGCAAUAGCUUAAAGAAGUCUUCUGCUGAAUUGAAAAAAAUAUUAGCCAAUGGCCAGAUGAAUGAACAAGACAUACGGUAUCGAGACACCCUCGGUCAUGGCAAUGGAGGCACAGUCUACAAAGCAUAUCAUGUCCCAAGUGGAAAAAUAUUAGCUGUAAAGGUGAUAUUGCUAGAUAUUACACUGGAACUUCAAAAACAAAUUAUGUCUGAAUUGGAAAUUCUUUAUAAGUGUGAUUCAUCAUAUAUUAUAGGAUUUUAUGGUGCAUUUUUUGUAGAAAACAGGAUUUCAAUAUGUACAGAAUUCAUGGAUGGGGGAUCUUUGGAUGUGUAUAGGAAAAUUCCAGAGCACGUCCUGGGAAGAAUUGCAGUAGCAGUUGUUAAAGGCCUAACCUACCUGUGGAGUUUAAAGAUAUUACAUAGAGAUGUGAAGCCCUCCAAUAUGUUGGUGAACACGAGGGGACAGGUCAAGCUAUGUGAUUUUGGAGUUAGCACACAGCUGGUGAAUUCUAUAGCCAAGACGUAUGUUGGAACAAAUGCUUAUAUGGCGCCCGAAAGAAUUUCAGGGGAGCAGUAUGGAAUACAUUCUGAUGUUUGGAGCUUGGGAAUCUCUUUCAUGGAGCUUGCUCUUGGGAGGUUUCCAUAUCCUCAGAUUCAGAAAAACCAGGGAUCUUUAAUGCCUCUCCAGCUACUGCAGUGCAUUGUUGAUGAGGAUUCGCCAGUCCUUCCGGUUGGAGAGUUCUCCGAACCAUUUGUACACUUCAUCACUCAGUGCAUGAAGAAGCAGCCAAAAGAAAGGCCAGCACCUGAGGAUUUGAUGGGCCACCCAUUUAUCAUGCAGUACAAUGAUGGGAAUGCUGAAGUGGUCUCCAUGUGGGUGUGCAGGAUGCUGGAGGAGAGACGGACCCAGCAGGGGCCUCAGUGAGGAGAGAUAUCCCAGAAAGCAGCCACAGAAAAGAAAUCCUGCCAUUGGUUUUUAAAAAAAGAAACCUGCAGCCUAUUGUAUUGUCAUUAUGUUCACUACAUAGUGUUGUUUCCAAGCACCAGAAGAGCUUUGGUGAGCGUCUGCACCUUCCGAGUCAGAGGGAAUUCAUCAGAAUUCCCCAUUGCCUUCUAUGCUGUCUCACUGACUAACCUUCAGGGACCUGGGUCCCCAGGACACAGCCUACAGCCAGAAGUCAGCCAUUUGGGCUGCUGAACAUGUCCGUUUCAGCCCUAUGAAGUUACUGAACCAGAAUUUUUUGCUAUCACAUGAAUAACGAAGUGAUGGGCCCAGGGAACCUGGACACUCCCAUUUCCUUUAUGGCCUUUUCUGAUAUUUCUUGGCUUUGUUGUAUUUUUUUAAAUGGGAAAGGAGUGGGGGUGGGGAGGGGAAGGGAUUGGAACUCCCAGAGAGAGGAAAACUUCAGUGUGUCAUAUACCGACAAUAAAAGCAUUACAACUAUAUAACCACCUCA